AUGGUUCUCAUUCUCUUGAUCGCCAUACCUCUAUUGGUCCACAGCACUAAAGGGGGAGGAGCUGGAAGUGCAGGAAGUCAUUAUGAAAUGCUUGGCAGUUGUCGGAUGGUCUGUGACCCCUAUACCCCCUCGCAACAUGGCCAGGAAUUGACGGCUGUCUCCCCGCCGCCUCCAGAUUUCACAAGCCGAAGAGGAAAGUCUGGAUACAGAGGGCCUCCAGGGAUCCCAGGACCACCCGGCCCCAGAGGACCCCCUGGGGAGCCUGGAAAGCCUGGUCCACAAGGACCUCCAGGACCUGGUCCUGAUGGUUAUGUGUCCUCAUACAGCCCGAAAAUCGCUUUCUAUGCAGGCCUGCGCAAACAGCAUGAAGGCAGUGACGUGCUCAAGUUCGAUGACGUGGUCACCAAUGUGGGUAACUAUUAUGAACCCACCACUGGCAAGUUCACUUGUCCCCUUCCUGGUAUCUACUACUUCACCUACCAUGUUCUUAUGAGAGGAGGAGAUGGAACCAGCAUGUGGGCAGACCUCAAGAAAAAUGGGCAGGUGAGGGCCAGCGCCAUCGCCCAGGACGCCGAUCAGAAUUAUGACUACGCCUCCAACAGCGUGAUCCUGCAUUUAGAUGUAGGGGAUGAGGUGUGUGUACAGCUGGAUGGGGGCAAAGUCCACGGGGGAAACACCAACAAAUACAGCACCUUCUCUGGGUUCCUCAUCUACCCCGACUGACUACCCUCCAAACCUACCGCCCUGUCACCCCACAAUGCUGCUCAAAACACUCUCAAACACUCUCUUUCUCUCUCUCUCCCAUUCUCUCUCUCUCUCUCUCUCUCUCUCACACACACACACACACACACACACACACAGACACACACACGCACACACAUCCAUACACUGAAUAGACUUGAAAGGAGGGACAUGCACAUGGUUUGAUGAUGGCUGGAAGAAGGGCUUCACAGACAUGAUCUCAUGAGCAAACUCUUACUUUCAUUGAGCAAGUGCAUUUUCUGACAAAUUGUUUGUAUGUGUAUGCAAAUUAUGGAUAUAUGCUAUACCUAUACACCUACAAGUUUCCAAAAAAAGUGUAUAAUAGAUAUUGCGUAUAGAAAUAUAUCUACCGGAGUGCUACCCUUCCUCAGUGUUUGCGGCAUUAGGUGUACGUGUUGAAGUCCAGUCAUAUUUGUGUGUCAUUGGAUGCCUAAUUCACCUCAAUGAGAUUGUACUCGGGUGUCUGCUGGAGGCUGCACACAAGGUUGCAAAGUCGAAGGCCUAACAUGCUUUGCUGAAUUCGAACACUGCUGUUACACCUGGCUGAGAUUUGGUGGGAAUUAUUUCACAGGGGUUAUUUUCACUAACAUGCGGACUGAUUGAAUAGCAUCGCACAACAGGAAUUCGAUACAAUGACAUAUAUAUGCGUGCACACACCACUGUGGGCCUGUGAUUAAUCUAAGUCCCCUGGUUCAAUUAAUUUGACUUAAAGUGACCGCUUUGGCUGUCUGUGUGGAAUUGAAAAUAUGGCCUGUGCAUGUGGAUAUACCAGGGGUAAGAUCGAACACACAAUGGCUGGCCACGAUUCUGAGUUGCGUGAGCAUGGAUUUCCAAUAUGUCUAAGCACACCGGUCCAGACUACAACAUUAAUAUAUUGACUUAGACUGAUAAUACCCUAUCUCUAGCUUCACUACAUUCAAUGUCUUAAUCAUAAGACUUAGUAGUUCCUUUAUUAUUGUGUUUAAAUAGCUUCUUAUGGGCAUUGCUCAAAACAGGAGGCCAUUUUUGCAAAUAAGGUGGUACAUGUAAAAAUAAUGCAUCAGUUUUAACUUAAACCAAGUUGUUUUAUUGCAGAAAGUAGCUGCACGUGGUGCAUUACAUACUUGUCAUGUGGUAAUACGGAUCUAUUGACUGCCAAAUAAAUAAAUAAAUAAAUCUUUGAAAUAUUAAAUUAGCUUUGAAAAAUGACAAAUAUCUGUUAGCAUUUAUCUGUAACAUUUUCAAAAGAAUGAAUAAUGUAAUUGUAUUGUGUCAAUAUUAUACAGUCUUUUAUAUUGAUCUUACAUUUCCAUAGUGUCUAAUAAUAGCACUUUAAAUUGUCCAGUGUUAUUACAUCUAUGAACAUUUCACAAAUCAUCUGGAACUAUUUUAUCCCAGCUAAAUCAGUUCAAGCUUAACUAAAGUGACCAUGGUCAGAUAACAAUGAACUUGUCUAGAAAAUAAAAUUAGUUUUUUCUGUAAAUUGCUUAUUUCAGAGAUUAUAUACAUCAAAGUGUUUGAAACAUCAAGCUCUCCUGAGUGUGUUUGUGUGUGUGCUCGUAUGUGUGAGUUGUGAGUGACAUUGUCUUCCUUUUUGGGCAGAAAUGCUUCAUUGAUAAGAAACCUCAGUGUUUCUGCUGUGUUUUCUGUCUCUUCCGAAUUGUGUGCCAUUCCACCUUACACAUCACACAUCAGCAGGAUAUUUAUGGCUGAUUGUGGAAAAAUCUUAUAGUAAUUCUGUACAAGGCCUGGUAGGGGUUGUCACAAGACAAGUCAAGCCAUGUGCAAAUACAAAGACAUGCAAAUACACAAGACAUCAAUACAUCUAUAAACAAGCUGCAUUUCCUCCUCAUAAACUCUAUAAUAAAGAAUGUUCAAA
This is a messenger RNA of Pygocentrus nattereri (red-bellied piranha), 2620 nucleotides long. It is a transcript of the gene c1ql4a, whose product is annotated as complement component 1, q subcomponent-like 4. NCBI's taxonomy places the organism in Eukaryota, Metazoa, Chordata, Actinopteri, Characiformes, Serrasalmidae. The coding region runs from base 1 to 723 and encodes 240 amino acids. Gene Ontology annotation, molecular function: protein binding. The transcript has 2 exons. The record is from RefSeq and is a predicted model, not a curated record.